Quercus robur (English oak) is the source of this 3849-nucleotide messenger RNA. RefSeq names its product putative disease resistance RPP13-like protein 1. Gene Ontology annotation, molecular function: ADP binding. Lineage: Eukaryota; Viridiplantae; Streptophyta; Magnoliopsida; Fagales; Fagaceae. Gene Ontology annotation, biological process: defense response to other organism. The transcript has 5 exons. The coding region runs from base 1 to 3849 and encodes 1282 amino acids. The record is from RefSeq and is a predicted model, not a curated record.
AUGUCUGUAAUUGGAGAUGCUGCUUUAUCCGCUUUCUUUGGGAAGCUGUUUGACAACUUAACUUCCUAUGAUCUGCUGAAGUUCUUUCAGGAAGAGAAAGUUGAUGCUGACCUCAAGAGGUGGAGGACAACUUUGAUGAAGAUCCAUGCAGUUCUGGAUGACGCAGAAGAGAAGCAGAUGACAAACAGGCUCGUGAAGAUCUGGUUGGAUGAGCUGGAAGACUUGGCCUAUGAUGUGGACGACAUCUUGGACGAGUUUGCUACUGAAGCUUUGGGACGCAAGUUGAACCCAGAACCUAGCACAAGUAAGGUACGGAAGAUCGUUGAUUCUUGUAUUGGUUCGAAUCGAAGUUUUGCUACCACAAUGCGGUCCAAGAUUGAAGAGAUUGAUACAAGACUGCAAAAUAUAGUGACUGAUAAGAAAGAUCUAGAGUUGAGAGAAAAUGCAGGCCUGGGAAGAACUGGAGCAACAAGACCGAGGGUGCCCACCACUUCUCUAGUGAAUGAAGGUCAUACUCAUGGCAGAGAAGAAGAUAAAAAGGCUAUUGUCAAGUUGUUGUUAAGCGGUGAAUCGAGUAAUGCUCAGCUCUCUGUUAUUCCCAUACUUGGUAUGGGGGGAAUGGGUAAAACAACUCUUGCCCAACUAGUCUAUAAUGACAUUGAGGUGAGCCAUUAUUUUGAGGAGAAAGCAUGGGGCUGUGUUGCUGAAGAUUUUGACAUUGUAAGGGUGACAAGAGAGAUUCUACAAUCUGUCACUUCUGAAUCCUGCAACGAUAAUAAUUUAGAUUUACUACAAGUCAAAUUGAAGGGGAAAUUAUCAGGCAAAAAGUUCUUACUCGUUUUGGAUGAUGUAUGGAAUGAAAACUAUAAUGAUUGGACUAGGCUGCGUUGUCCAUUUGAAUUUGGGGCUCCAGGGAGUAAGAUUAUCAUCACAACUCGGAAUGAUCGUGUUUCAUCAACAAUGGGCACUACUCAAGCUUACAAGUUGAAAGAGUUGCCAGAUGAUGCUUGCUUGGUUGUAUUUAUCCAAAACACAUUGGGGACAACAGAUUUUAGUGCAUAUCCAGAACUUCAAGAAUUUGGUCCUAAAAUUUUGGAAAGGUGUCAGGGAUUGCCUUUGGCAGCAAAAGCUCUUGGAGGCCUAUUACGUACUAUACAUUGUGAUGAGUGGAAAAAUGUGCUCAAUAACAAGGUAUGGGAUAUGUCAGAAGAAAAUAGUGAUGUUCUACCAACCCUUAGAUUGAGCUAUCUAUAUCUCCCUUCACAUUUAAAGAGAUGUUUUGCCUGUUGUUCACUAUUCCCAAAAGAUUAUGAAUUUGAGGAACAAGAACUAGUCUUGUUAUGGAUGGCGGAAGGUUUGGUUCAAGAAUCAGAAAAGCAUAAGCCGAUGGAAGAUCUUGGUGUUGAGUAUUUUCGUGAUUUAUAUAAGCGAUCACUUUUUCAACAAUCAAGUAGGAAUAAAUCACUCUUUGUCAUGCACGACUUAAUCAAUGAUUUAGCUCGAUGGGCAGCGGGACAGUUGUGCUAUUGGUUGGAAGAUAAAUUAGGUGGCAAGAUUUCUACAAAGGUACGUCAUUUCUCCUACGCUCAUUGUAAACAUGAUGGCAUCACAAAAUUUAAAGGCUUGACAAAAGAUAUGCGUUUACGGACCUUCCUACCGCUACCAACAAAUGACUGGACCUACUUAACAAAUUACGUUUUUAGUUGUCUGUUGCCACAGUUUAGAUGUUUAAGGGUAUUAUCUUUAUCUGGAUAUCGAAUUUUUGAGUUACCAAGUUCAAUCGGUGAUUUGAAACAUCUAAGAUACCUCAAUCUUUCUCAAACUUUGAUUAGAAGUUUACCAGAAUCAACAUGUUCUUUAUACAAUUUGCAAACAUUGAUAUUGAAAUACUGUGACUAUCUCACAAAGUUACCGAAGAAAAUUGGGAAUCUAGUCAAUCUUCGGCAUCUUGAUAUUGAAGGGGCCCAUUUAAUCGAAGAGAUGCCAAUGGGAAUAAAAGAAUUAAAAAACCUACAAACAUUGUCUAAUUUUGUUGUGGGGGAAGAUACUGCAUCAAAGAUAGGGGACUUGAUGAACUUGGAGUCUCUUAAGGGAACACUUUGCAUUUCACACUUGGAGAACGUGCUUGAUGUCAAGGAUGCAAGAAGGGCCAACUUACUUGGUAAGAAGAAUUUAAAUGUAUUAGUGAUGAAAUGGGAGUCCGAGCUUGAUCAAAGAGCUAAUCUAGAUAUUCUUGAGAUGCUACGACCUUCGACAACAGUGAAAGAAAUUUCAAUUGAUGGCUAUGUUGGUGCGAAAUUCCCAACUUGGUUUGGACAUCCGUCAUUUUCUAAUAUGGUGCUCCUAAGGAUUGAGAGGUGCAGAAAAUGCACAUCCUUACCUGCAAUUGGACAAUUACAAUCCUUGAGAGACCUUGCCCUUGUAGGAUUGUCUGCAGUGGAAAUCAUUGGUCUUGAGUUUUAUGGGGAAGAUUGCCCAAAGCCUUUCCAAUCCUUAGAGACACUUUGCUUUAUGGAUAUGCAAGAAUGGAAAGAUUGGAUUCCAUGCAAAGUUGAGUAUGAAGAAUUCCCUUGCUUGCGUGAGCUUUCUAUUUCUCAAUGUCCUAAAUUGCAAGGAAAAUUGCCUCACCAUGUUCCAUUAUUGGAAAAAUUUUCUGUUAAUGAAUGUGAGCAAUUGGACGUUUCAAUUCCAAACUUCCCAAAGCUUCAUGCAUUAGAAAUUAAGGGAUGUAAAGGGGUGGUGAGCAGAAGUACAGAUGAGUUAUGCUUUCCAAAGUCAACUAUUCUUUCUAUUCCAUAUGUGAAAAGCUUGACGGAGGAGUUCAUGCAUGGGUUAGCUAAGGUGGAAAAUCUAAAGAUAGAUAAUUGUAAGGAGCUAACAUCUUUGUGGCAGGAUGAAUUCAAAUCCCUUAUAACGCUGGGUAUAAGAGAUUGCUCAAGCCUUGUCAACAUCAGCUUGACAUCUACUUUAAGGAGACUAAAUAUUUAUGGUUGUAGUGGUUUGGAUUCCUUGUCAAUCUCUAAUUGUACAUGUUUGGAAAAGGCAAGCAUUAGGAGAUGUAAUUCUUUGACGUUGAUUUCAAGAGAUCAGUUGCCUCAAAAUUUGAAAACGCUAAGUAUAAGUAAUUGUGAGAAUUUGCAGUUUUUGGUAGAUGAGGGAGAGGCUUCUUCUAAUUCUUCUUCUCUUCUUGAGGACUUGUUUAUUGACAGCUGUCCAUCUCUAAAAUGCUUAUCAUCAAGUGGCGACCUACCUACCACGCUUAAAUGCCUUCAGAUUAUGUCAUGCAUAGAGCUCACAUCCUUAUCAUCAAAAAACGAGUUACCUACAGCUCUUAAAUCCCUUUUUAUUGAUCAAAGCAUUGUCACCUAUGCUGCAAAUGGCAGCAGCCACUCUUUGGGCUAUUUGGAAAUGCAGUAUUAUAGAGCCAAGCUCUUAAUUACUGCUACUCAAGGGAAGACUAUUGAUGCUACUCAAGCUCUUAAUUACUGCAAGCACAAGAUCAUGAUCUGUCAAGAAGCAAUGGCUGGUUUGGAGAUUAAGCAGUUAAGGAAGACAUUGCUGAUCAGCGUUCAUGAUUUUCUAAACUCUGGGUUGAUCAAAUCCCAGAACAAUUAUCAAGAUAGGAGAAGGAAACGGAUUUUUGGAGGGCUCAAGAUCAAAAGGUUAGCCUCGCUCACUGCACCAUCAUCAUUAAAUGAAAGAAAUCUAGGUGAGGCUGAGGAAGAGCAGAUCAAGCAUGCUCUUGCUAUGGCCCAUGCCACCAUUGCUGCUGCUGAAGCAGCUGGUACAACUGCUCUAGUUGCUGCUGAGAUUGUCUGGUUCACCAGCACCCCUCAAUAUAACCAUUAG